AUGGUCGGAAAUUGGAUCUUUCCGCAUCCCUCAGAUGACAGACUCCAGGUCUUUGAGGAGAAGAUUGACUAUCGAUUCACCGAUCGCCUUCUCGCCCGGGAGGCACUCCAAUCUCCGAACAGUUCAAACGAAGAUGGCAAUAGGACAUUUGCUUUAAUCGGGGACAAAGUCAUCGACUUGGUCAUUGUGACCACUGGCCGCAAAAACAACAAGACGCGAACAGAGGGCUGUAAUGCCCAUCUCUCCAAGCAGGGGUUCGAUCUCGGCAUCGACCAAUUUAUUGUCAAAAACCCUAUCCAGUUGGACAUUGGGAACAGGCUUAUGGCUACCACAAUGGAGGCGAUUAUCGGGGCCGUAAACCUCAACUGUAACGGGCAGAUACCACUAUGUGCCGGUGCCAUGGCCGCAUUGGGGAUCUCUUGGCCCCAAUGA
Messenger RNA from Penicillium expansum, 432 nucleotides. Its product is annotated as ribonuclease III domain-containing protein. Gene Ontology annotation, molecular function: ribonuclease III activity. NCBI's taxonomy places the organism in Eukaryota, Fungi, Ascomycota, Eurotiomycetes, Eurotiales, Aspergillaceae. Gene Ontology annotation, biological process: RNA processing. The coding region runs from base 1 to 432 and encodes 143 amino acids. The record is from RefSeq and is a predicted model, not a curated record. The transcript has 2 exons.